Impatiens glandulifera is the source of this 1642-nucleotide messenger RNA. Its product is annotated as elongation factor 1-gamma 2-like. Bases 134 to 1387 code for a protein of 417 amino acids. Gene Ontology annotation, biological process: translational elongation. Gene Ontology annotation, molecular function: translation elongation factor activity; glutathione transferase activity. NCBI's taxonomy places the organism in Eukaryota, Viridiplantae, Streptophyta, Magnoliopsida, Ericales, Balsaminaceae. The transcript has 8 exons. The record is from RefSeq and is a predicted model, not a curated record.
CUUACUAAAACCCUAGCUGCCUCCCAGUCUCACCCAUAUAUAAGUGAAGAUCGACAUUUUAUCACCUCCUAUUGAGAAAUCUCUCUCGUUCUCAGAUCUGAUAUCUAUUCGGCGAACGAUUUGCUGAUUAGCUAUGGCUUUGGUCUUGCAUUCCACUCCAAACAAAAAUGUCUUCAAGACACUUAUUGUUGCGGAGUACAGCGGGGUCCAAGUAGAUCUUGCUCCCAAUUUUCAGAUGGGUGUAUCUAACAAAACACCGGAGUUUCUGAAGAUCAACCCUAUUGGAAAGAUUCCUGUGCUUCAAACCCCUGAUGGUGCAAUUUUUGAGAGCAAUGCGAUUGCUCGUUAUGUUACUCGUCUGAAGGCUGACAAUCCUCUUUAUGGUUCUUCGUCCAUUGAAUAUGGCCAUAUUGAACAGUGGAUUGAUUUUGCAACACUGGAAAUUGAUGCUAAUAUUGCGAAGUGGUUGUAUCCAAGGAUGGGAUAUGCUGUUUACCUUCCUCCUGCUGAGGAAGCUGCUAUUGCUAGCUUGAAGAGGGCACUAGUUGCUUUGAGUACACAUUUGGCUUCAAACACUUUCUUGGUUGGUCAUGCUGUGACCCUUGCUGAUAUCAUAUUGACAUGUAAUUUAUACAUGGGAUUCUCCAAUGUCAUGACCAAAAGCUUCACCUCUGAGUUUCCCCAUGUGGAGAGAUACUUUUGGACCAUGGUUAAUCAGCCUAACUUCAAAAAAAUAUUGGGUGAGGUAAAGCAAGCAGUUUCAGUUGUUCCUAUUCAAUCUACAAAGAAGGCUCCACAGCCAAAAGAAGCUAAAGCAUCAAAGCCCAAGGAUGAGCCAAAGAAGGAAGCACCUAAAGCUAAAGAAGUGGAUGUUGAGGAAGAAGAGGCUCCAAAGCCCAAAGCAAAGAAUCCUCUUGAUCUUCUUCCUCCAAGCCCCAUGGUAUUGGAUGAUUGGAAGAGACUGUAUUCCAACACCAAGUCCAACUUCCGUGAAGUUGCUAUUAAGGGUUUCUGGGAUAUGUAUGAUCCAGAGGGAUACUCUCUUUGGUUCUGUGAUUACAAGUACAAUGAUGAGAACAUGGUCUCCUUUGUGACCAUGAACAAGGUCGGUGGGUUUCUUCAGCGUAUGGACCUGACCCGCAAGUAUGCUUUCGGAAAGAUGCUAGUGAUUGGUGCAGAGCCUCCAUUCAAGGUGAAGGGUCUUUGGCUAUUCCGUGGACCUGAAAUCCCAAAGUUUGUUCUUGAUGAGUGCUAUGACAUGGAACUUUACGAGUGGACAAAGGUUGACAUUUCCGAUCCAGCCCAGAAGGAGAGGGUUAGCCAGAUGAUUGAGGAUCAAGAGCCAUUUGAAGGAGAGCCUCUUUUGGAUGCUAAAUGUUUCAAGUGAGCAUUCCUCAAAAAAGGAAAAAGACUACAAGUUUUGGUACUUUAUUUCCCUUUUUUUAAAAUUACAAGAAACCAAGCUCUUUAGUACUUUCAUUAUGCGGGUUUUAGAAUUUAGAAACAUCUUUUUGAAUUUCUAAAAUAUUUUCAGACGUUGCCAGAGUGUUUUUUUGGAUGAUUGUUGUCAACUGAUAAUGGUUUCUAUAUUAUUUAUCCUGGAUUCUUAGUUCAUGUGAGUGGACUAACUUUAUUUACUUCU